Molecule: messenger RNA, 930 nt
Organism: Sphenostylis stenocarpa
Lineage: Eukaryota; Viridiplantae; Streptophyta; Magnoliopsida; Fabales; Fabaceae
Source: the annotation of a GenBank genome assembly
AUGGGUGAAGCAAGUAGGGCUGGGUAUGGACCAAUGCAAAAUGAGACAUGGCAGAUAAUAAUCAAAAUAGAGAAAAAGAUACAAAAGAAAGGGAGCAAAAAGAAAGCACCAUGUUCAAAAUAUCUCUCUCUCCACCCUUCAAUUACCCUCUUCGCAGUUUGCAAUAGCUGCCUUAUCAUCGCCUACACCAAGCUCUGCGUUCAGAAACCAGAGACAAUAAGAUAUGGAGUGGUUCACGGAAUAGCAGAAAGCUAUGCAACAAUGGCUAGACUAAUUCCUUCUCUUGUGGUGAUGUUCAUGUUACUUCUGUUUAUGACUGAGUUUUCUUCAGCUAGAACUCUUGGCAAUAGUCCUUCCUCUAACCAUAACCAUGGCCAUCAAAGUAUAACAUUUCUAAUGAGGGAUAUGCUCAAUGGUAGCAGUACACAAUAUUCAGAUAAACCAGCUACUACUAAGGUCACUGGUCAAACACCCCAAUCCACUCCAACAAUUCCACUCACUGCAUCGUCUCAAACCCUUGAUCUGUCUACUAUUGGCUUCUCUUUUCCCACCAGAGCAACACUUCAAGAGCUGGAGUAUGGAUCAGUGGCAUCAAUAGAUGAGGAACUACUUCAAGGAGAUGGAGAUGAACUACAGAAACUUGGAAAAGCACAAGGGGUGUAUGUUGUUAGCUCUGAGGAUGGAAGUAGCCACAUGGUGGCAAUCACAGCAAGUUUCUUGAAGGGUGAGUAUCAAGAUGGCCUGAGGCUUUUUGGAGUGCACAAGACUGAUGUGCUUGAGUCACAUGUUGCAGUUAUUGGAGGCACUGGGAAGUACUAUAGUGCCAAUGGCUAUGCUGCAGUUAAGGUUGUCGACAAAGUAGGAUCAAGUCCAAAAGAAGGAAAAGUGACAAGUGCAAAGUUUCUCCAGUUUGAUGUGUAUCUUAGUUAA